This is a messenger RNA of Pistacia vera, 1553 nucleotides long. RefSeq names its product protein REVEILLE 5. Lineage: Eukaryota; Viridiplantae; Streptophyta; Magnoliopsida; Sapindales; Anacardiaceae. The record is from RefSeq and is a predicted model, not a curated record. Bases 109 to 1161 code for a protein of 350 amino acids. The transcript is spliced from 9 exons. Gene Ontology annotation, molecular function: DNA binding.
UGUCUGACUUCCCAAAGAGCAAAACACAAGCAAAGUUUCACAACUGAAAAAUCAGAAACAGAAAAAAAGAAAAACAGAAAUAGGAAGACUUUAUUUUUGUAUCAGCCUAUGGUGUCCGUGAAUCCAACCCCAGCUCAAGGGUUUUUCUUCUUCGAUCCGACGAAUAUGUCUUAUUCUGCCUUCAAUUCUCUCCCACCGACAGCUAAUAACACUACAACUUCCACAACAAAUAAUUCUACUACUACAUCAUUGACUAAAACUACAAGUAGUACUACGAUGUUGUUUGCGGAAGAUCCGAGCAAGAAGAUUCGAAAACCUUAUACGAUUACUAAGUCUAGAGAGAGCUGGACCGAUCAAGAGCAUGACAAGUUUCUAGAAGCUCUCCAACUAUUUGACAGGGACUGGAAGAAGAUUGAAGCAUUUAUUGGGUCGAAAACAGUCAUCCAGAUACGAAGCCAUGCACAGAAGUACUUUCUGAAGGUUCAAAAAAAUGGGACAAGUGAACAUGUACCUCCCCCUCGGCCAAAGAGGAAAGCAGCUCAUCCAUACCCACAGAAAGCACCUAAAAAUGGUCCAUAUGCUCCUGUUGUAUCCCAAGUUGCUGGCCCGUAUCAAUCUUCCACAGCAUUGCUUGACACAGGAUGUAUUUAUGGUCCAGAUUCAUCAUCAGUUCUUGCAGAUCCAUAUCCUGGUGCAGGUUUGUCUUCUUGGAGUUUUAAUGCAGCGCCACCAGUAAAUGUGUCGCAAGUGGCUAGAGAUGAUGUUGGAUUGGGCGGAUCAACCAUUGUUCAGAAUUGUUACAGUAGUAGUAAUGAAAGCACUCCAAGACCUUGGCCUGUUGGUGAAGCAACUGAUCGAGGGGAUCAUGGAAAACCAACCAGAGUUAUGCCGGAUUUUGCUCAGGUUUACAGUUUCAUUGGCAGUGUUUUUGACCCCAAUGCUUCUGGUCACGUUCAGAGACUUAAGCAGAUGGACCCAAUAAAUUUUGAAACUGCAUUGUUGUUGAUGAGAAAUCUUGCUAUCAAUUUGACAAGUCCUGAGUUUGAAGAACAUAGAAGGAUGCUUUCACUUUAUGAUGCGGAAUCGGAGAGAGCUAAAUUCAGUACUUCUUAUAAUAAUAUGCAUGUUGCUAAAUCAGAAAGUGUCAUUCCAUCUGUGUAAGGGAAAGGGCAAAUGUGAACACACUUGUUUGAGAUUUUGCGAGGGAAGAGUUAUGGAAUGGGGUGAAUGUUCCAUCUGUAUAUAAGUACGUGUGGCAUCUGUCUAGGGCAGUUAGCUUUUUAGGUUGUGUAUAUAUGAUAGAAAAAUCUUUUGUUGUUUAUUUGAAAUGUGGGGUUUUUCAAGGCUUGUAUAGAAAGUUUGAGUGUCUGCGAGUUUUGACUUCAUAUCAUAGUAAUAGUAAUACUUCUACUACCACAUAUGAUCGUUAAGGAAACCCAUGCUACUGUUAUCAGAAAAUCCUUGCACGCCGUCUCAGGGGGCAUUAGAACCCAAUGUUGUGGUUGAUGCUGGAGUUGCAGUGCAUGAAUUCCAUUUAAUUUUGCUUAGAAAUG